AUGAAUACAAAUUCCAGUGGGUUGAAGCUAAUCGAAGGCUCUCGGUACUACGAUCUAGUAGUCAAUUACAACAUGGAUCAGGUAGGUAAUUACUGAGAUAAUAAGUAACUAGUCCUAGAUACUCUUUACACUGAAUCCCUUUAAGGUCGUCUAGGCAAAGAUGUAAGAGAGAUUAGGAAUCAGUGUACGGAGUUACAGCAAACGAACGAUAAUUUAAAAUUACCACCUAACAACUUUCCCCCGCCAGUUUAAUUUAAAGCUUGCCUUUUACCCGUUUUUUAACGAGAAGAGGGGUUUUUACACUUUCAUAAUAAACUUUUGCAAGGAAUGUCUUUUUUUGUUUUUGUCGAAUACAUUACAAUCGCACAGCCAAAUCGACCUUUUUAUUUCAGUUUAAAGUGAUGUUCUACCUCUCCAUCAAACCCUUGCAUGGGUGGUGCCCAUCGAGAUGGUAGUAAGUAUGACCAAAUGAUGUCAUAAUUAUGUCGAGGGAAUUACGCUGUGACUUCAAAUUGCUGCCAUCUCCAAUCCCUCAGCUUGGACUGUACUUGUUUUACAACAAAAAGCCAAAAGUCAAGAAAAACUAAGAUUAUGGAAAGAUGUUGGCAGAUAUUUCCUUGCAAAGGCAAAAUUUACAUGUAUUGUCAGUAUGCAAUGCAGAUGAACAAAUGUGGCAUUCAUUCUCACUUUUGCUAUUAUUUUGGUUUAUUGUAGGCCAUUGUCCACCCAAAUUAUUGUGCAGACGGAUGUUGUGCAAGCCACAUUUUCCCAUGUCUUAAUGGUGGCACGCGUCGUGAGACAUGUGACGUCACGAGAGAAAGAUUUAACUGCUCCUGUCAUCCGUGUUUUCAAGGAAAAUAUUGUGAAAUCGGUAGGCAUGAUUUGUUUUUCCUAGUCUAGUUCACUGUUUUAAAACAUUCUUUAUCAAAAAGGCGAUAAAGUUAUCGGAAGUGGUAUAGAUAAUCUCAGAUCGCUUCAUAAUAUUUUUCAGCAGAUUUCAGCAAUUACACUGUAAUUUUCAGGGAGUUAUAAUAACUCCUCUAGUGGGGCUAAUUUAACUCCUGACAGUGGAGUUAUUUUAACUCCAAAAAGGAGUUUAAAGAACUCUUUUUCAGGAGUAAAAGUGACCCCAGAUAUUGAGGAGUUAAAAUAACCCCAAAAAAGGAGUUAUCCUGUACCUAAAAUUUUUACUCCACUUUCAGAGUUAAAUUAACUCCAAAAAGAGUAAAAACAACCCAUGUAAGGAGUACAAGUAACCCCAUUUCGGAGUAAUUUUAACUCCAGACUGGGAGUAAAAAGAACUCUUUUUCAGGAGUAAAAAUGACCCCAAAUUCGUAGUUAAAUUAGGAGUUAAAAUAACCCCAAAAAUGGGGUUAUCCUGUACCUAAAAUUUUUACUCCAUUUUUGGAGUGAUAAUAACUCCCUAAAAAUUACGGUGUAUUCUUGAGGGUCGAUCGAUCGCUUCAAUUUCUUUUGUAGUUGAUGCUACAGUAGUGCCAGUCAGUAAUGGUACCUACUAAAACUUGAAACCCCGGGCCAUAAAUUAUGAAUCAGAUUGUUGUCAAUAAGUUAUGUGCUGUUUAAGAAAAGAGCAGAAGUGAACUAGACUAGUAAAAACAAAACUCUAAUUCAUGCCUUUGUUACUGCAAGGAUCGACUUUUGUAACUCAUUGCUCUACGGUCAGCCUAAAUGUAUCUUGAAACGUUUACAGAGGGUCCUAAAUAGUGCUGCUAGGCUUAUUCACCUUACUAGUGAAUAUGAGCAUGUUACGCCGUUGCUUAUUCAACUUCAUUGGCUACCAAUUGAACAAAGGAUAAUUUUCAAAAUCGCAGUAAUUACAUUUAAGGCACUUCAUGGUGCUGCGCCUAGCUAUAUCAUUGAUCUCAUCAAGCCUUAUACACCUGGUAGACUUCUUAGAUCCUAUAAUCAAUUUUUACUUUCUACAUCUAAAUUUAAUCUUAAAACUUAUGGUGGCCGGUCUUUUACUAUUGCUGCACCUUCUGUUUGGAAUGCACUUCCGUUCGAACUUAGAUCUUGUAAUUCCCUUUCUUCUUUUAAAUCUAAGCUCAAGACUUGGCUUUUUAAAAUUGGUUAUGAUGUUGUCGUAUAGAAUGAUGAUGUUUUUAUAGAAUGACAAUGUAGUUUUGUAGUUUUGUAGGUUUAGGAUUUUGUUGUAAUUUUUAUUAUGUAAAAAUAAUAAAAAUCCGCUUUUGGACCACUGGGAAUUAGCGCUCUAUAAAUAUUGUAUAUUAUUAUUAUUCAAGUUAUUGUAUAUUAUUAAGUGUGUUAUCAGUUUUAAAAAAACUUUCGGCUUCGUCUCGAGUUUUUAAACCUGAUAAUAAACGACUGCGAGUUUUUGGAACGGCUUCAUGAUCAAAAUCUCUGAUAUAGAUCAACUCAUUCUUGCACUAAUAUUUAGAUUUGGGGUUUAAAAUUUUGACCUAAAAUAUUGGCAGUAAAGUUUAAUCGUGUCUUUAUCCGGAAAAUUUCAAGGAAUUUUUCAAAGGCAACCCCUAAUUUUAGCUUAAAUGCCAAUAAAUUGAAAACCGAGUUUUUAUUGCCCCAUUUCACAUCACUCAAUUAUAUUCGGUGCGGCACCUUGUUAUUGUUCAGAGGCACGUUAACUAUCAAAAAUUGACCGGGACCCUAUACCAUUUUUAUAUACGCCUCGACACAGCAGAAUGUAGGUCAAUUAUUUUGUCCAUCUAAAGUAGUUUAAUCAGUAAGGGAAAUUUUUAAAGGUACCAUUUAGCUGUGUAAAUAAAUUAUGGUACGCUGCAUGAUCUUCGGUAAUGUUGGUGAAUUUUUUAAAGAUUUUCCGCAAGCAAUUCUUUUCAUUACCUAUCGUUAUUGUUUUUGUAACCACUUGUGUUUUAGCUCUGAGCCCAACAGGAUGGCUGUGCUUCAACAAUUCAUGUUUUAAAGAAUUCAUGACAGCAGUAACUUGGAAUGAUGCACAGCAGGUUUGUGAAAGCUUGAAUAGCAACCUUACGUCAAUACAUAGCGCCGCGGAGAGUGACUUUAUCCUUGGUCAAGUUCGAUCCUCUGAUACCAAUGAAUUUUGGAUUGGCUUCACUGACAGAGCAAACGAAGUAUCUUUCGAGUGGGUGGACGGCUCUGAUGUGACAUAUACAAACUGGAUUGAAGGCCAGCCAGAUGAUUUGCAAUCUAAUCAAGACUGUGGUAUAUUCGUAUUGAACUGGAAUUUCGGCUGGGAUGACGACACGUGUUCCAGUCAUACGAGUCGUUACAUUUGUCGUAAAGACAUAAACUGAUUAACAAAUUCUGCCAGUAGCCUGCACCGUCGACUUUAUCUAACCUCGAAUAGUAACGUUGCAAAGCAGCGCUGAGGCCCUUGUUCUUAACCCCCAACUGACUCAACGAAUUCCCGUAAGUGCUUUUCUAAUUUCCCUCCAACCUGAUUGGCCAAUCGGACAAUGGAUUGUACAACAGGCCAAUCAUGGCGCUUACUCAAAUCCUGCGGUACAGACACAAUUAAAUUUGUUUCCACCUAUCCUAGAAGUGCUCAAUGCAUAAAAUAAGGAAAGGGGAAUGACAAUUUUUCUGUUUUUGCAUUGGUAAUCAUAUAUUGGCAGUGGUACGGUUAAAAAAAUACUUUACAUAUCUUGGCAGUUUUGGAGACGAUUUUUGCACUCAUUCAAAGGCAUUUUAUGGAAUCGGGGAAGAUGGCAAAUACGUCUCAUGUUUUAAGUGGCUUACGUAGGCACAUCUGUCGUGUAUAGUCCCGGGGGGAUACUUUAGGAAUUUCUGGGUGCGGAUGCGCCGCUUGGACCCUGGAACCCUUAACCUAUACCAGAGCUAGCUCGGUGUAUAGUUUGCAUAAUUAAAUGCAAUGGAACUUAACGUAAGCGACGAAACACAUCUUUAUGUAGCGACAACAAAUAUGUCUCCCAUGCAUUACAUCCAGCGUUAGGGACCGGUCAUCAUUUAUCGCCUGGGGUGAGGGGGGGUUGAGGAUUGUGGGGGAGAUCACUUGAUUUUUAGGAGAACAAAAGGGGGGAUCAGUCGUAACUGAGAACCCAAAAGGGAGGAUCACUGAAAAGUUUGGAAGGAUUCAGGGGGGGAACAAUCAAAUUUGCUUGGAACUUGUAAACGAUACUUGGAGGUAAACAACAAAGCUUCUAAUAUAGCUUGUAGAGCAGAGCUUGGUCGUUUUCCUUUAAAUAUCACUAUCAAUCAAAAAAUUCGCUGAAUUUUGUAUAUACAGUCUGGAGAUGAGGAAUCUCUCGUCAAACAAGCUUUUUUAAUAUCAUUCGACUUACACUGUAAUACCAAAAAUAGCUUUCACUUUCAUUUAAUGAAUAUGUCAGAAUACUUUAAACUUCCUGACUUUAAACCUGAUUUAUUAGAUAUAGAUAUGGUAAAAAGCUAUGUAAGUUCAAUGAAACAGGAAUAUGUCUUAUAUUGCCAAAACACCCUUCAACAUUCUAAAAAACUUGAAUUUUAUAGAUCUUUUAAAACCGAUCAUACCUCCUCUAGUUACUUAGACGUAACAAGACGAAAAGCUGGGAGAAGGGCUCUAGUAAAAUUACGAAUAAGCAAUCACAAACUAAUGAUAGAAAUAGGCAGAUACAAUCAAACUACAAAGGAUAAUAGGCAUUGCCCUUUUUGUGGAUGUAAUAUAAUAGAAAACGAAGUUCACUUUCUUUUUCAAUGUCCUACAUACUCUAUGAUUAGCAACAAAUUUUACUAUAAAGUCAAGACUCUGAUUCCAAAUAUUACCCAGUUACCUAUAAACGUUUUGAUCAAUGAACUGAUGAACUCUUCUAACUACUUUAUAAAUAUACAAUUCAUGAAAUAUAUUUCAGCUUGUUUUGAUGCCUGUGACAAAUUAUUAUCAAAGUAACGUAAUUGCCCCGUGUUGUUUUGAUUCCUAAACAUAGCUUUUGCAUUACUGUAUGUGCUUGUAUGGUCAUGCAAAUAAAGCUCGUUAUUGUUGUUGUUGUUGUUAUUAAGGGGAAUCACUUCAGUGAAGUAACAUUCAUUUACAUAUGGGUAGAUCAUCGUCACGUAUAACAGUUGAAGCGUUAAUUUGAGAGGUAAAUAAGGUCUAGUCUUGGCCAAUAUGCCUGUCAUUUUUGACAUUUUCAUUGUGACAUGGCUAAUAUGAUAUUUCCAAGAGAGGUUUUCGUCAAAGUAUAACCCUAAAAAUUUUGUGUAGUUCACUUCUUGACUGGAUGAUCAUUUAGAAUCACUUUUUCACCAAGAGACAAUUUCCUUUUUUUUAGAUUUAAAGAUCAUGAAUUGUGUCAUAUUAGCGUUAAGGAUAACGUAUUUGUAGUUAACCAUAAAUUGACUUGUUUAAGUUCUUGGUUCAUAGUUUUAUAAAGAUUACCUAUGUCUUAAUCACUCAAAAAUAGAUUAGUAUCAUCUGCAGAUAAUAUAAGGACAGUAUCUGAGAGGAACUUGUGAUAUCAUUUACAUGGAUUAAAAAUAAAAGAGGUCCUAAGACAGAGCCUUGUGGUACUCCACAUUUUACAGUCAUUUUGUUUGAAAUGGACGUCUUAUAUUUUACUAAUAACUAUUUUUGAUAAAUAGUUAUUAAACCAUUCUAGUACAACUCCUCUUAAACCAGUGUGUUCAAGUUUGUGUAAGAGGAUACUAUGAUUCACUGUGUCAAAUGCUUUUGAGAGAUUUUAUUAUUUUUUAUGUUUUUUCUCUGUUGCCACAAAACACAGUGACUUUUACAAUUUCCACAUAAAUUUUUGUUUUAAUCUAAUUAUUUUUUUCUUUGGAGUUACCUCCUUCUUAGAAAUCUUAUUUGAUGCAAGGUCGUUAAACGUUGCCUUUUCAGGUAAGUAGCUUGCUUUUGUAAGAUUUUGUUCAACGUAGUCAUUCUUUUUUUUUCUAAUAUCUGGUACAUUUGCGUUUCUGUCUGGGGACCCCUCCAAUUAUUUUUUUAUGCUGGUUUUAUUAGUACAAUUAUUUUUGAAAAGGUAAAUAAACAUGCAGCCACAAUUUCGAGACAUUGAAUUUUGGAAAAAGAACCAAUGAAUUAUUAACAUGCUUUGACGUUAACCAUCCCUUACAGCCCGUGUUUAAGUAAAUUAAUCAUCUCAAGAAGCAGUGUAUACACUGGUCCACUGCGAACAAGCAGAAACAUGAAAUUUGUUCACUUGAUUACAUCUUUCUAUUUGUUUAUGAGCGUUCUACUCUUGCCGAUGGCUUAUAACUAUAGCAAAAAUUUGCAGAGAAACGUUUGGGUAAGCUAUGCUAUGUUUGUAAAUAAUCCGCAAAAAAAACUGGUCGUUUCUUCCAUAACAACGUCGCAGGUUUCAACCAUCAGCGAGUGCUCUCUGGAAUGUCUAAACCAUCAAGAAUGUGUAUCGGUCAAUUUCGGUAAGAAAGACGGAACGAAGUAUGCGUGUGAGUUAAUAAACACGGAUAUGUUUCAGCAACCAGACAAGCUUUCAGUCAGUGAGGAUUUUGACCAUUAUAAUAUUAAGGUAAGUCACUUAGCUUUGCAUCUGCUCAUUAUUAACUGAUGUCAAGGCUUAAGCAGUAAAACCAUCACGCCAAAAAUUGAAACGAAUCUUGGCUUCAAACGGUCCGGUUUGUAUAGCCAGGUAACUGUAACAGUUUGCGUUUUAUGGCUCAAAGGAAUCGAAUAAGGUAAAGAUAAUUAAUAACGUUUCGACGACAACAUAACAUCGUCAAUACCCCACAGCAAGUUUCCCUUGCUGAAAAACUCUACAAAAAUAGCUUUAACGUUUAAUUUUUGCUAUUACACAACAAAAUAAUGUUAUACUGGAAUAAAGUACAUAUUGGCUCCAAGAGAUGAAGCCUGUUCUGAUCAAACGUUCCUUUUUUCGAUACCAUAAAAAGAAUAAAUCACCAUUUAAACUUGAGUGGCUGUUAUUUAAGAUUCUAUUCUGUAAUAUUAGUCAUAAGGACAUUGUUAUUAAAAUUUUUAGUUAGAGGCAUUAUUUAUUAACUGAGUGAAAAUAAGAGAAUCAAAAGGUGAUCACGCUGACUGUUUUAGCUGUUGAUGUUGUUGUUAAUUGUUGUUUAUUUUUCUGAAAACGUAAAAUCAUUUAACGUAAAUCAAGUUUUUUUUUGCAAAUACUGCUUUCAAGGUCCUACCAAACAUUCAGUACUAUGUGCUUAUUCAAGUGCAUCACACCAUCAAGAAAACAUUCCUGUACGACAUUAGCAUAGCACCCUUUAAGGACCACUUCGUAGCAAAAACAGAACAAAAACGUUGCUUCGCAGACUUCAUGUAAGCGACUUGUUAAUUACAAAAAUCUAACGUAAUUUAGGUUAGACAGCCUGACGGUAACCCAGCAUUUGCCAAUGUUUUGGGAAGCGAGGAGAGAAAUGGGGUCUUAAGCUACAAUUUGCGAUGAACCAUAUGUAGCUCAACCCGUGCAAUAAUUGCGCAAUAUUCAAUAUCAUGAUUAAUUUUGAUUGCAGUAAUAAUAAUAUUAUAUGUUGAAAGGACCCCUUCUUAUAAACUCUAUAGAUUUUACUCUAGUCAUGGCACUUGUGACCACAAGUUUUAGGCAUUACAUAUAUACAUACAUUUAUUUCACUUCCCCACAGGGCUUUUCAGUGAAAUAUUUAACCAAAUAGAAUGACAUGAAAUAAAAAUUAAAAAAAACAAAAAAAGGGUUCUACGUGUCUAAAAAUUAAAAUACAGGAAGUUAGAUUAAAUAAAUACCUAAUGCUUAAACUAUUUAUUACUGGAUUCUUAUACUAGCUGUGUUUUGUGAUCUUAUAAAUUCAGUUAGAGUCCAUUAGAAGUCUAUUUCUCAACGUAACUGUUAUUUCUGUCUCCAGACACCGUGCAUGUCCAACCCCUGCAGGAACGGUGGUACGUGUCAUCCAAUCUACGAAACGGAGGACUAUAACUGCGUUUGCCCACUCAGCAACCUAAGUGGAAAAAACUGCCAAAACUGUACGUAAAGUAAUAAAAACUGGUUAGAAAAAAUACAACAAAGUUGCUCCGAGAGGACGGAAGAGCUUUAAGCUUACCGAGACAGCGAGAUGGAAAUUAAAACUUAAAAUCGCUUAACAUCGUUCGAUUCAAUUUUGAUUUAAAUGACUCAUUUUCGCAGAUGAAAAUCCAAAAUGGCGAAUCAUCUAAGAUGGCCGCCAUUUGAAGCCGUGACGUAAUUUCUGAGUCAUAUAAGGUCAUAUUACGUCAUGACGUCACUUAAAAAGCCUCAACGUAUUGAUAGGGUAUUUGUCCUCCAAGUCCCAUUGUUAAAACUUUUAUCAUUCUCCAACAUACUGUCCCUGGUACUGUAAGGGCGGGUGUGUGCCUUAAAUAUUACUUAAUGCAUCAUUAUUAAAUCCUUGAAUGCAGACAAUUAGGUUGUUUAUGAACAAAAUCAACAUAUCCAUGCAUAUCAGCAACGUAAGCUUUGAAUAGAGUGAUUAACAUGCAUUGACAUGCAAUGAAAUUAUUUUCAAUUUACAAGUGAUAUGCAACGCUGAAUCCCUGGACAUUUGCCAAAAAGCGAUGUCUUCGUGGACGGUGACAUCUGCAGGAAUACAAAAUGCAGUGCUGUCAAACUGCGAUGCAAGCAAGAUUUUACCAGGGUAUGAGCUGCUGUUCAUUGUGACCAGAGGGAUUCUAGACCACUAUGGCAAAUACGAGAUAAUGAGGAUCGCAGACGUUGAUGGGUAGGUAAUUAUAAUUGCUCGCCUUGUACAUGUGUUUAAAAAAAUGUGCAGUGGUAUCGAUAGAUAGAUAGAUAGAUAGAUAGAUAGAUAGAUAGAUAGAUAGAUAGAUAGUUUAUUAAUUACCGAUUUGCAACUAAAAGUUGAAUUAUACGAUUAUUUACAAAAAAUUGAAUAGUGAUAAUUACAUUAAAAAGACUACAAGUGAUUUAUAACAGCAAAUAAGGACACUAUAUAUAUGUUCUAAAAAAAUAUAUAGAAGAGGUUUAAAAAUCUACUACAACCGUUCAAGCCUUAAGGGCGUUAAAGGUAAUAAAACUACUACGAAACCUGUUCGUCUUAAAAGCUGGCUUAAACUUCCGCAUAUUUCUUAGGUUAAAGGUACAUGUGUUGCGAGCAGGAAGAAGUUCGUGGAGCUUGCUCUGUUCGUUCUGUAAAACAUUCUUAAAUAGUUUAUCAACUAGUUCCUGGCGGCGGUCUCAAAGUUUAGUUAGGCCUGAUUCAACCAAGGCCUCAUUGAACGAGCAAAGAGGAAAAAUGAUGCGCAUAGCCCGCUUUUGUACUCCUUCAAGUUCGUUGGAGAGGUACACGCGGAGGCCGUCAUGAAAGACAGGACACGCGUUCUCUAUGAUCGGACGAAUACAAGUGCAGAAAAACUGGACUAACUCACGGGUACCAAGACCAGAGCGUUUAAGUUGAGAUAAGCUAUACAAGCGCUUUUUAGCUUUCUUAAUAAUGGAGUCAAUUAUCACGAAACAGACUCCUCAAUAUCUUUUGUUUAGGCUGGAUACAGAGCCAGAGCGCAUGCGCAUGCAGUUAGCAAUUGUUGGAAAACGGUUGAGACACUCCAGCUAACAAAUCGCUUUUGUUGCUCUGUCGCAACAACAAGAACUUCUCCCCCUAGAUCUCCCUCAAUUCAAAGUUGUCAGGAGGUGCAAGUUUUACAUCAGUACCAGCAAAUUGAGUAACAGUGCAGAGGGGAAUAAAAUGUCUUUGAGCGUCUAUAAGCACUGUUUUUGGUCAUUCUUUGCUCUUAGUAACGAAAUUUGGCCACACAGAUUUGUUACAACUAGUUCUACCAAAGCAAAAAACACACGUUAUUUAGCAUGAAAUAUUUAAGCUACGUCUAAUGUCACAUACUAAGCUUUAUGUAUUAAACUAUAACGGCGCCAAUUGUAUUACUCCACUGGACUCGUAUGCAAACUCCUUAGGACUCCUUUACUCAAGGCAAACCUUUGAUACUUGCGACUAACAUUUUCUAUUUCAGUUGUAACGUCGUUUUGGAAGUGCCCUUCACACAACAAAUGGGCGAAAACGUACAUCUUAUUGCUCAAGUAUUACCAAAUUACGACACGGUUACUCUAACCAACAACUGCAUUAUUAAGUGUCGAGAACAAGCUGACGGACAUGGAGGCAUCUUAGCACUAAGAGCAAACACAAUGACUAUUGAUAGCAGUUCUAAGAUAUGGACAACUGGGCAAGGUAUUUUUGCAGUUUUUUUUGUUGAAAAGUUUGCUUUAUCGCAUGUUAGUUAGCUUUAAGGGUCUGUUAUAGUUAAACGAAAACUAAUUUUCUCGCCGCGUUUAAGAAAUUGGACUUCCACUUAUUUUCCCUGGUAACUGUUUACGAUAAACGAUGUGUAGUCUUCAUGGCCAAUAACAUCCGCACGGCUUAACUGACAGAUGACCAAUAGCCUCGCGACUUAAUUGACCAAUCAGGUCAUGAACCAGAGUUUAAUACCAUCAACUGGCGUGAUACAAGUCACUUUGACUCUAAAGAUGACUAUUGCACAGCUGGUUAUCGAAACGUUAGUCACUGUCAACAACAAUUCUAUUCAGGACUACGUUCACACGGUCGAUCAUACUCAACCUACUUGUUUUAAUAAGAUUUAUAUAAAAGCGUCAGUGGGUAAGCUAAAAAUGGCUUAGGACGCGACCGUUUAGUUCAACACUUGAUAAACUUCGUCGAAACAACUGACCAUAAGUUCUCUGCACAUGCCGUCAUUGUUAGGUCUCCGUGGUGGGCAAGGUGGCGAUUAUCGUGGUGGAGGUGGAUAUGGAGGCGAAUCAUUCUUAUAUCUUGACACCGGAAUCAAUGGAAAAGGAGGAGAUAUACCCGGGCAGGCCUGGACACUGAACACAAAUGGAAAUGGAGGGGGUGGGGCUGUUGGGGGAAGUCAUGGUAAGUAAUGCAAUAAAAGUUAGAUUUCCAUAGAAUAAUGUUAUGAUUAGACAGUAAGGUUAUUGUUGUCUAAAGAGAAAAUUGGAACAGCAGUUUUUCGGAAGAUAUUAGUUCAUUAAUGUGGAUUACUUUCUUGAGCUUUUUGCUUAAUAAUCUCUGCCUCAAAAUUCAGAUUCUUACUUGUUGUCCCUGUACGUUUUAUUAUAUAGGAUUUUCAUAUGACGUCAGGUCCGCGCCAUAUUGGUUUCCCUAAAUUAUGACAAGGAGGCCAUGUUAGGGGCUGUUUAUAUGGCGAUGGGGAACCCCAGUUAGGUGAGGUAACACCCACCUAUCAUGUAAACGUGAUCAAAUUAAAAUGAGAGAUUAUAUGGACAGGCGGGUUACCUCACCUACCUGUGGUCUCCAACCUCCACGUAAACAGGCCCUUAAAUUCCCAAAGCAAUCCUGUGGGAGCUGAACCUUGUUCUUAACUCUUUCGUUUGUUCUAAUACAUUUGUAUAGCUAUAGAAGUAGUGGGGAGACUUUGCAGCAGUUAGAUUCAACUUGUGUCAUCAUGUCCUUAGUUACCGUCUCCAUGCAUAGUGUUUUAUAAAGCAUUGCUAUACUUAAUAGUCUAUAAAAGUGUAUAAAAGUCUUAAAAACUGCCUCGUUUAACCUAUAAUUCUUUAAAUCUGUUUAAAAAGAAAACAUCGCACCGUCCAUACAUACAUACGUACUUUAUUGUUACCUCCCCAAAGGGGCUUUUCAGGAACAAUGAUCAUAAUCCAUAAUCAGUAAUUAACGGUAUUGGGACGAUAUCAUGUUUGUUAAAAUCUGACAUUUGUUUUGCAAACUUAUUGUAGCUUAUGGAGGUCCUGGAGGAUAUAACGCCGGAGGGGGUGGGGCAGACAACACUGACAAUGGUGACGACGGAUCCGGGGGAGGAGGUGGUGGGGGGCAUUUUUCUGGCGGUGGUGGUGGAGGUGGUGCCAAUAGCUGUGGUAAUGACGGAGGUGUUGGGGGAACUGCAUCGACCACUGUAAGUUAUGAAUCUAAAAAAUGCUUAACGUUUUAACCAAAAGUAUCAGAAAAGAAUUGAACAUACAACCCUCACAUUCACAUUUCGAUAAGUUCGAUACUGAAUCUUCCUUAUUGGCCAUUUGCACAUCGCCCAUAAUACACCUUAUCCCCCCCCUCCCCCACACCCACCCAAAAAAUAAAUAAUUAAUCAAAAAUAAGUGCACAAGUACUGUCUUUCCUUUCUCUUGGGACAACUGUAAUACCCAGGAGAAAUAAAAAAAAACAAGUAUUGAGGGACAAACACGGUGUCUUAUGGGAGAUGCGCAAAUGGCGAAUCUCAAAUCCUUAUUCUCUUUUUCUGGUUUGUGGUAUAUUUGAAUCAAACAAUUUGGCUCAAACCCGUUGGGCACACUUCACCCUCGCCCUCGGCUCCACUGACUCUAGAAAUUACUAUUUCUUGGAAUUUCUUAAGAGUUCUUCUGCUUGUAAAAAAAAUGUCAUAUUUGCUGGUUAGAAUGCAAAGUUACAUAACAUUUUCCUUGGUAUUUGCAGAUUGGUGUGUACGCUGGGGGUGGGGGAGUGUCAGACUGUACCGGGGCAAGAGGGGGCCACGGAGGACAACAGGGGUAUCCAGCAAACGGUCCCUGCGGUGGAUCUAUAAGCGGAAGAGCUGGCACACAGUCACGAGGAGGAGAAGGAGGUUGUUGUCUGUUAUGUUAUCGUUAGGCUUUAUCUUGUCGUCAUCAUCUUUAUCAUUACCGGAUUAGCAUUUAUCAUAUGUGCGCCUCGCAAAGAAAUAUUCAUGAGGCCAAACGUUGCUUGUGCUGCAUUCCCUAAAAAUGCUUUUAUACGUACCCUGUUUUGGAGGUAGAUGAGCUUCACCAGCCAACUUUUCGAGUAGCCGCAAGCCUCUGUUUUAAAGCGAGCUAAGUGCAAAACCCUAUUCUCUUGCAAAUAGAUCUCAUUUUCAAAGGAAAGGCUUUGCACUCGGCCUCGUUUUAAUAGUGACACUUUUUGGGCUGCAGGUACAUGAAGUGUAACAAAUCCCACGCUUUGAAUUACCUAAUGUAAUUCCCUUAUCUUGAAUUUCGUUCUUUUUUCAGGUGACUCGUCGUGUGGUAGCGGAUGGGGUGGAGCGGGAGGAGGAGGUAAACGAAAUUGGGUGUUACCAUCUUGGUUUGAAAAAUACGUAAAAACCUUAUAACUUAAAAAAUAAUCAAAAGAAGGAAAAAUAAGCUUUGAAACGACAUCAAUUAUUUUAAAAUCCACAUUCACAUCCACUACACUACUGAGUCCUUAAGUGCUAACCCUUCUUAAAAGUUGGUUAGAAGACGGUAAUCACUAUACAGGUCGAUGAAAAAUCUUAUCCUCAACAAUUUUUUUCUCCAGGAGCCGAGCUCUGUCAAUAAUUUUUCCAAUAGAUGGUUCCUACCAGGAGUAUUAUCCUCUAUUAUAAUCAUGAGGUGUCCGGGAUAUUCUUUCAAAAUAUAAUCACAACCUAAUCAAAAUUGACCAAUUUCAAUUUGUUAAUUAAAAGGUUAUACUUUUUUGCUUUUUUUUAAUUUAGGUGGAAUGCAAUUUGGUAACCCAGAUUUUACCAAGCGACUCAGCUACGGUGGUGGGGGAGGGGGUGGGGGUGGCAAUGCCUUGUCAGAUGAUCCUUAUCGAGGGGGGGACGGUGGAGACGGAGGGGGUUUAGUAUAUCUUCUUCUUGACGCUUUGACACUAGAUGGCAGAAUUGAAUCUGAAGGUAUAUUAGAUGAAAUAUAC
This is a messenger RNA of Porites lobata, 13596 nucleotides long. The record is from the annotation of a GenBank genome assembly. Lineage: Eukaryota; Metazoa; Cnidaria; Anthozoa; Scleractinia; Poritidae.